AGCUCAGGUUUGUCACUCAUUACAGCUCGCUCACUCAGCUCUCAAACACUAAGCCUCACAAGAAUGUUGUUUACAUUAGCGCUGAGCUCGGACGGAUCCUGGAUUUGACAGACGAAGGCGCAGAUUACCGGCUAUCUGUUUUUUUAGAGAAAGCAGCAGACGGGGAAUUUCUCUGCAGUAAGUUUCUCAGUAUGGCUGUGAUUUGUUUAUCGCUUAAUCAAUUAUUCGCUGCUUGUUGAUGCCACUUCUGAUCUGCAAAGCAGCGAAACUGAACAUUUGCCAAACAAAACUGCAACAUUAGAUGCCAGGAGACACGCCUUGACGUGAGUCAGAAGGCUGCAGAAACUUUCGGCACAAGAACAAGAUGCCUGUGGUUAAGGCAGAGGACGAGGUUGCAGCUCAGACGGCCGUGGAGACGACGGACUCUCAGAACGCGGAUCCUCCUAAAGGCCGGCGCAGGAAAAGGCCUCUGCAGCGGGGAAAACCUCCGUACAGCUACAUCGCUCUCAUCUCCAUGGCCAUCGCCAGCUCUCCUGACCGCAAGCUCACUCUCGGGGGUAUCUACAAGUUCAUCACCGACCGCUUCCCUUUUUAUCGGGACAAUUCAAAAAAAUGGCAGAACUCGAUCAGACACAAUCUUACACUAAACGACUGCUUUGUGAAAAUCCCCCGGGAACCGGGGCGACCCGGGAAGGGCAACUACUGGGCGCUGGACCCGAACGCAGAGGACAUGUUCGAGAGCGGAAGCUUCCUGCGACGCCGCAAACGCUUCAAACGCUGUGAUUUCACCACCUACUCUACCUCGUCCUCUUCGUACCAUCACGACUCUCCCAUUUUCUCCCCCGUCCAGAUCGCCUCCUCCGUCUACGGCUCGGUGUACCCGGCCUACACGCCGCAGAUCUCUCCCCCAUACUACCCGCCGUCUAGCACCGGAUUCGGGUCGAGCCAGUCUCGCGUGUUCAGCAUCAACACCAUAAUCGGCUCCGGCGGUUUGGCGCACAGCCCCCCGGAGACACCGCCAGUGCAGCCAUCCUGCCGCAACUUCAACCAAGACGCGGGAGGCUCAUGUUCGCUAAACUCCAACCACAUCACCUUCUCCUACCCCAAUGCCGGGAACCACGGGUACGGCCAGGCCGCUCAGGGCAUGUUCACACACAACGCCACGCAGAACUACAUACCCUCGGGGCGACUAGGGGUCACGGGGUCAUCUCCCAUCACGGCGGACGUAGCUAACGAUCCGUACAUCCAUAACAGCGGCGGAACAGGCGGGUACAUGAGACCCGUGACGUACGCAUCCUGCAUGGACAGGUUCGUUUCUGCCAUUUAAAAACUAUGAAGGUGCUAAAAACACAGAGACUAAUUAAUUAAAAAAAAACUGCUGAAUGUGAUCACGUGACCAGACUGCAGACAGAUCCACAAAAUAUUUAAAGACUGUUUUUAAAAUCAACUCUAACCUGAGCUCAAGGAAUUUAAUUUAAUUUACUGCACAGGUGGAAAAAAUGGCAGGAUCUCAGGUCAUGAUACUUUCCUCUCUCUCUCUCUCUCUCUCUCUGAAGUGGUACGACAUUUUUAUUAAAGACUUGAUGUUUUGAACUCGGCACAAUUCACCUCACUGACUCUGAAAAGAUCGAACCUUUAUACCGUGUUUACUGAAAAUAAAUUAAUAAAAGCGCACGUUGAUUAGAUUAAUUAGAUAUUUACUGUCUUCGCCCUUUAUUAUUAUUAUUAUUAUUAUUAUUAUUAUUUAGUGUGAAAUGUGUUCUGGUGUGAUUCUGUAAAACAAAAAAUAAAAAUAAAAAAGUAAAAGAUUGUGUUUAUUUCGGCUUCAUGUUAAAGAGUUCAGUUUCACCGGUGGUGUAUUAUUAUUUUGUGUUUUCUGCUGCAUUUCUUUUUUUGUGAAGAUAAUAAAAAUAAAACACUGGGUUCAUUUAUAAAACAGAAAAAAAUGUCAUUUGUGGAAAGAUGAUUAUUAUGUGGUUGUGUUUAUUCUUUAUUCUUUUUUAUAUCGCUUGCACAAUUUCUAUUCAAUUCU
Molecule: messenger RNA, 2032 nt
Organism: Hemibagrus wyckioides
Lineage: Eukaryota; Metazoa; Chordata; Actinopteri; Siluriformes; Bagridae
Gene: foxe1
Product: forkhead box E1
Exons: 1
Coding region: 365-1327 (320 amino acids)
Biological process (GO): cell differentiation; anatomical structure morphogenesis; regulation of transcription by RNA polymerase II
Molecular function (GO): RNA polymerase II cis-regulatory region sequence-specific DNA binding; DNA-binding transcription factor activity, RNA polymerase II-specific
Source: RefSeq, a predicted model, not a curated record